AUAACGCCAUCUGCCAUUAUCAGAACGUAUAGUUUCUCUCAUUUUACGAGAAAAAAAACAUUUUCUAAGAGAAAAUAAUUGUAUUGGAUAAAAAAAGAGAACAUGCCGGUUCAUGGGUUAGACUGAAGUCUUUGAGGGGUGACGCAGCGAUUUACACUGCAACGUUUGUGAAGCCAGAAUAAAAAUGUCAAGUAUGGAGGAGACAAUGAAUCGAGAACGUACCCAAGAAGAUUUCGUUAAAGAUCUAAAUUUUAGUGAUGUUGAUCCUGAAGAUCCACUUACCAAGGCAGCACUCAGUGAUCCUAUUGAAGAUGAGUGGAUGGACAUACUUGGAAAUGGCCAGUUAAAGAAAAAAACUCUUAUCAAAGGAAAGAAGAACACACGUCCGCAGCGAAAUGAUAUUUGUACUAUUAAUAUUGUUGGAAAAUUAGAGAAUGGCAAGGAAGUUGAAUGUUUCAUCGAUGUUGCGAUACAGUUAGGAGAUGUUGAGUUGAUCCAGGGUCUAGAUUUGGCUAUAGCACUGAUGGACGUUGGAGAGGCAGCAGAAAUUGUAAUAGCCCCAAGAUUUGCCUAUGGGGACAUUGGGAAAGAGCCGGACAUCCCUCCUGGAGCCACACUAUAUUACAAUGUUAAUCUAAAAGCCGUAAAAAUGGAACCUGAAAUCGAAGAGAUGGGCUUCACACAGAGAAAAGAGUUUGGCAACAGAAAACGUGAACGUGGUAACUGGUGGUUUGCCAGGGACGAGCCUACUUUGGCGAUUCAGUGUUACCGAAGGGCAUUAGAUUUUCUCCAACCCUCAGGAGACGACCAUAAAAAGAAACCCGAAGAUGUUAUAACUGAUUCUGAAUUACAAAUUCUUCUUGAAGAGAGAACGAAAGUCUACAAUAAUCUUGCAGCCGCACAAAUAAAGACCGAAGCUUACGAAGCCGCACUUGAAAGUGUCGACAAUGUUUUGAGAGCUAAUCCGAAGAAUGUGAAGGCAUUGUUCAGAAAAGGACGAAUUCUUCAUAAAAAAGGUGAGCACGCGAACGCAAUAUCCGUCCUUCAGAGUGCAGCGAAGCUUGACCCGGAUUCCAAAGAAAUUAUUCGUGAAUUAUCCAUACUAAAGGAUAAGAGUGCGAGAGAUACUUUACACGAGAAAAAUCUCUAUCGUAAAAUGUUGGGAAACCCCAAAGAAUCCAUGCAAUCUUCCAAGAAAACUGUUUCCGCAUCAAACAGUACGGGAAGACUCGCUUGGAGUCUCAUCGGUGGUACCAUUGCUGCAAUCGCUGGUGUUAUUGUGUACAGAUUGACAUUUUAAUGAAAAAAUCACUGAUUUACAUUACCAUUUAUAUAAUAAUGAUAAUAUAAUUGAUAAGAAAAAAAUAAGAUCAAAGAUAUCUAGUAACGUACUGUGGGAAAUACGUCUGUUACUGAUCAAUUUUUGGAAAGAAUUUUUGAAUAAUACAGUCAACAUUCCAAAUGCGAUCGUCUCUCCUCCUUUUCCCUUCAUCUCCUACAUAAACAAAACUUAUCUCAAUCAUAAAUUCAAUUUUACGAUAGUCAAGAUCAAAGGUCACAGCUUAAAAUUAGACCUAAAAACAUGUAAGACUUGAACAAGAAAAUCAUUUAAAAAUCAAAAGACAAAAUUGAAGAAUUACUUCGUGCAUGGAAAAUUCUCUUUCAACGUUUUCCAAUGAAAUACGAGUCAAUAAUUGGUACGAGACAAGUAAAUAAUGAGCUGCAACGGUUAAAAGACAAUAAUGAGGCACUGAAGAGGGGGAUAAUAGCGUGGACUGAUCGACACUGUGCGGCUAGUACGUAUUGAGAUUCGUAGUUGGAAUGUGCUGGUUCAAAGUGUAUAUCUUCAUCGAAAAAUAAAUAAGAAAAUUAGUGUCUUGAUUCAA
Molecule: messenger RNA, 1886 nt
Organism: Diachasma alloeum
Lineage: Eukaryota; Metazoa; Arthropoda; Insecta; Hymenoptera; Braconidae
Product: peptidyl-prolyl cis-trans isomerase FKBP8-like
Exons: 5
Coding region: 185-1300 (371 amino acids)
Molecular function (GO): peptidyl-prolyl cis-trans isomerase activity; protein binding
Source: RefSeq, a predicted model, not a curated record